Molecule: messenger RNA, 1124 nt
Organism: Meira miltonrushii
Lineage: Eukaryota; Fungi; Basidiomycota; Exobasidiomycetes; Exobasidiales; Brachybasidiaceae
Product: Mov34-domain-containing protein
Exons: 1
Coding region: 58-1059 (333 amino acids)
Biological process (GO): proteasome-mediated ubiquitin-dependent protein catabolic process
Cellular component (GO): proteasome complex; proteasome regulatory particle
Molecular function (GO): protein binding; metallopeptidase activity
Source: RefSeq, a predicted model, not a curated record
UCAUCUCAGUACCAUAAGAAUCACAGGGUCAGGUUGACAUUACACUCACAACCCACAAUGCCGGCCACAACUGAGGAAACGUUGGCAUUAUCACAAACACUCGUACAGGUACAUCCGCUUGUGUUACUUUCGGUGGCCGAUCAUGCUUCCAGAAGUGCAGGUGGAUCACGAAAACGUGUACUUGGUGUUCUGUUAGGACAAGAUAACGGAAAAACAAUCAACGUUGCAAACAGUUUUGCCGUCCCUUUUGAAGAAGAUGAAAGUUCAGGUGGUGCUUCAGGGAAGAGUAAUUGGUUCUUGGAUCAUGAUUAUAUCGAAGCAAUGAUGGCAAUGUAUAAAAAGAUUAACGCUCGUGAAAAGUUGGUUGGUUGGUAUCAUACAGGACCAAGACUACGUGCAUCUGAUCAAGAAAUUAAUGAUUUAAUGAAACAACUCAUACCCAGACCAGUAAUGGUUAUCGUUGAUCCUCGUUCUCGCGACACAGGUAUUCCAACAGAUGCAUAUUUUGCCAUUGAAGAAAUCAAAGAUGACGGAACGGCAACACAACGGACAUUCUUACAUGCUCCUUCCACAAUCGUUGCAGAAGAAUCAGAAGAGAUUGGUGUUGAACAUUUGUUGCGUGAUAUUCGGGAUACAACUACAGUAGGAUCACUUUCGAGUAGAGUUACACAUCAAUUGCAGUCACUACGUGGACUAUCGUCUAGACUGAACGAGAUCAAGGGAUACUUGGAAGCGGUAGCUCGUGGAGAUCUACCGGUCAAUCAUCAAAUCAUCUACAACCUACAAGAUAUCUUCAACCUGCUUCCUGAUUUGGACAAGAGUGAUUCAUCAAAGAGUUUCAGUAUCGCACAGAAUGAUCAACUACUGGUUGUGUAUUUGAGCAGCUUGAUUCGUUCAGUGAUUGCUUUGCAUGGAUUGGUCAACAAUCGUGCAGAGAACGCUCGCGGAGAAGAAGAGCAAGAGGAAGUACCAAAAGAAGAGAAGAAAGAGGGUGCAGAAGGGGAUGCGAAAGAAUCUGGCGAAAAAGGUGACGCCAAGAAGAAAGACGGGAAGUCAUAGUGUGUUUUGUUACCCAAUGUAUAGAAUCUCGACCAAUUCAAACUAUUCGCAUUAUUGAAAUCUAG